Purpureocillium lilacinum is the source of this 4398-nucleotide messenger RNA. RefSeq names its product DNA-directed DNA polymerase alpha catalytic subunit pol1. Gene Ontology annotation, cellular component: alpha DNA polymerase:primase complex. The record is from RefSeq and is a predicted model, not a curated record. Gene Ontology annotation, biological process: DNA replication; lagging strand elongation; mitotic DNA replication initiation. Gene Ontology annotation, molecular function: nucleotide binding; single-stranded DNA binding; chromatin binding. Lineage: Eukaryota; Fungi; Ascomycota; Sordariomycetes; Hypocreales; Ophiocordycipitaceae.
AUGCCCAAGGCCAACCACAAGGCCGCGCUCGCGGAGCUUGCCGCUCUGCGCCGGUCCGGCAAGAAGGCUUUUGACACGUACCAAGUCCAAGAUACCGACGCACUCUACGACGAAGUUGAUGAAGCCGGCUACAAGAAGAUCGUCCGUGAGAGGCUGAACGAAGACGACUUCGUUGUGGACGACAAUGGCGAGGGUUAUGCCGACGAUGGCCGUGAGGAGUGGGAUCGCGUACACCAGUACGACUCGGACAGCGAGUCGGACCAGCUGCCGACUCGUGGAAGACCGAGCAAAGCCUCCAAAAAGAGCCGCGAUGACGACCUGGCCAAGCGCGAUGCCAACGAUCGGAACAUCAGCGAGUACUUCACCAAGGGAGCCGGCAAGACACAGCCCAAGCCCAAGGUCGCCAAGACCAAGGCUGACACCGACUUCCUCGCGGGCCUGCUCGACGAGGUCGACGCCAACAUACCUCCGCCCGAGCCUAGGCAAACGAAACUCGAGAGGUCGGGAGACCGUCGCAAGUCUCGCGCUUUGUCGCCUGUUAUUGAGCCUGUCAUCAAGAGGCAAAAGCGUGUCGACACCCGGCUGCCGUCCCCUCCGCCGCCCAACUUGGACAGCGAUGACGGCUUCAUGCCACCCAUGGACGACGAGCCCAUAAGUACACAAAACGUUCCCAUGAGUGACCCUGCGCCGUCAUCGCCCGCGGCUAAAGUAGCUGAGCGAAAGGCCCAGCUCAAGCAGGAGCAGCAGGAUGACGAAGACGAGGAUAUGAUGGAGGUGGCUCAUGCCGGUGCUGUCAAGUCGGCCAGCGUUAACAUGGCAGGAGCUCGUCCAGUCAAGAGGUUGCUGAAGCCAGAGCCUUAUCCAUCCCCAGCAAGCUCCUCGCCACUCAAGGCUGCCACUGAUGCCGUUGAUUCAUCCUCCUGGAAUGAUCUCACGGAAAAGCUCAACGUUGUCAGCAGCUCGCCAACCGAAACUAGGGGAAUCGGUAAAAUCGACCACAACGAUGCCAUUGAAGCAGAUGGAAGCCUCAAUUUUUUCUGGAUGGACUACACUGAGAUCAACGGGAGUCUUUGUUUAUUUGGCAAAGUUCUGAACAAGAAGACAAAGUCCUAUGUCAGCUGCUUCGUCAAGAUUGACAACAUCCUGCGAAAGCUAUACUUUUUGCCCCGGCAACGCCGUCUGGAAGGCGGUGAAGAGAUCGGUGAAGAGGUCGGCAUGGGCGACGUCUAUGAGGAGGUCGAUGCCCUCAUGACUAAGAUGAAGGUCAACAUGCACAAGAUCAAGCAAUGUACUCGCAAGUACGCCUUCGAAAUGCCUGGCAUACCGAAGGAGACGCAGUACAUGAAGCUGCUCUAUGGAUACACAAAGCCUGAGGUGCAAUCAAAUCUGUCUGGCGAGACCUUCUCGCACGUAUUUGGUACCAACACAGCCCUCUUCGAACAGUUUGUUCUCUGGAAGAAUAUCAUGGGCCCCUGCUGGCUCAAGAUCCAAGACGCCGACUUCGGUGCCAUCAAGAAUGCUUCCCACUGCAAACUUGAGGUUCUCGCAGAGCACCCGAACAUGGUCUCUACGAUCAGCGACUCCGAUAAUCUGGAUGCUCCGCCCCUGACUCUGAUGAGCAUCGCUCUUCGGACAGCUUUCAAUGCCAAGGAGAACAAGCAAGAGAUCCUUGCCAUCAGUGCACGAAUCUACGACAAAGUUCUCCUCAGCGACACCACACCAGCAGAGAAGAUGCCAUGCAGGACUUUCACGGCCAUCAGACCUCAUGGUCAGGGAUUUCCACUUGGUUUUGAGCAACUGGCGCAAAAAAGGAACAGGGGCUUGAUCAAGUUGCAGAAGACCGAGUCCGACAUUCUGAGCUUCUUCCUCGCCCAGGUCGAUGUUGCCGACCCUGACGUAAUCCUCGGCCACCAGCUGGAGGGCGUUGACUACAGUGUCCUCCUGAACCGCCUGCAUGAGAGGAAAAUAAAUCAGUGGUCGAGACUCGGGCGACUCAGACGGACACAGUGGCCAGCUUCCAUCACAAAGGUGGGCGGAAACGUCUUUGCAGAACGUCAAAUCAUGGCCGGUCGGUUGCUUUGCGAUCUCGCCAACGAUGCUGGCCGAUCAGCCAUGUUCAAGUGCCAGACGUGGAGUCUAACAGAGAUGUGUAGUCUCUACUUGGCCGGAGACAAUAGGCGACGAGACAUCGACAAUGAAGUCGCUUUGAAGUCGUGGGCCAAGGAGAAACAAGGCCUGAUGGACUACAUUACCCACAUGGAAGCAGACACCCAUUACAUAGCUGCUCUGGCCCUCGGCGUCCAGCUUCUGCCCCUGACCAAGGUUCUUACGAAUCUGGCAGGCAACUCAUGGGCCCGUACCCUCACCGGCACCAGGGCUGAGCGAAAUGAGUUCAUUCUGCUUCACGAAUUCCACCGCAACAAAUACAUUUGUCCGGACAAGCAGACAUUCCGCGGCCGGCAAAAGGCCGAGGAAGAAAAUCGCGACGAGGACGGCGGUGAGGGCAAGAAAAAGGACAAGUACAAGGGUGGCCUUGUCUUCGAGCCCGAAAAGGGUCUGUACGACAAGUUUGUGCUCGUCAUGGACUUCAACUCGCUGUACCCGUCCAUCAUCCAGGAGUUCAACAUUUGUUUUACUACAGUGGACCGCACUGCUUCGGCUGGUGAUGAAGAUGACGUUCCCGAGGUGCCUGUGAACCAGGAACAGGGCAUCCUGCCGAGGCUCAUCGCAACCUUGGUUGGUCGUCGUCGCCAAGUCAAGUCGCUCAUGAAGGACAAAAAUGCCACGCCGGAGCAACUCGCGACCUGGGACAUCAAGCAAUUGGCCCUCAAGCUCACUGCCAACUCGAUGUACGGCUGCUUGGGUUACACCAAGUCCCGUUUCUAUGCCAGACCUCUGGCUGUCCUCACAACGUACAAGGGACGUGAGAUUCUUCGCAGCACCAAAGAGCUUGCUGAAAGCAAGUCACUUCAAGUCAUUUACGGUGACACCGACUCUGUCAUGAUCAACGCCAAUGUCGACAGCGUCGCCGACGCGUUCAAGGUCGGCAACGAGUUCAAAAAGGCGGUCAACGACCAGUACAAGCUGCUCGAGAUCGACAUCGACAAUGUCUUCCGCCGUAUCCUGCUUCAAGCGAAGAAGAAGUAUGCCGCUAUCAACCUGGUUGAGAAGGACGGCAAAUACAUCGAAAAGAUGGAGGUCAAGGGACUGGAUAUGCGGCGUCGCGAGUACUGCGCUCUAUCCAAAGAAAUCUCCAAGCACCUCCUAGACGAGAUUCUGUCAGGAGACGAGGCUGAAGUGGCCGUAGCCCGCAUCCACGAGUACUUGCGCGACAUUGCUAGCAAGAUGCGUGAGCAGGCCAUUCCAACGCCCAAGUAUAUUAUAUAUACGCAGCUUGGCAAGGCUCCCCAGGAUUAUCCCAACGCCGACUCGAUGCCGCAGGUGCAAGUCGCUCUCCGCGACAUCGCUCGCGGCAAGACGGUUCGCAAGGGUGACGUCGUCUCGUACAUCAUCACGGGAGACUCUCAGAGCUCUGAGCCGGCCCCAAAGCGGGCGUAUUCACCAGCUGAUCUCAAGUCCGAUUCAACACUACAGCCUGACGUGGAGUGGUACCUGGGCAAGCAGAUCUUUCCUCCUGUCGAACGUCUAUGCGCCAACAUUGUUGGCACGUCUACAUCCCAGCUCGCCGAGCAGCUUGGCUUGGACAUCCGUCGAUAUAGCUCUCAUCAGACGCACAACGGCGGUGCCAGCAACGACAUGGAGAUUCAUCCUCUCGAGUCGCAGAUCCCCGAUGAAGUGCGGUUCGGCGACUGCUCGAGACUGGCUCUGCGGUGCCGGAAGUGCAAAGCCAGCUCAACCUUCGAGGGCCUCGUCACAUCUCCUGAGCGCGUGUCCGCUUCGGGUGUUGUCUGCGCGGCCUGCGGUUCUGUCAUUCCUGCACUGUCCAUCGUCGCGCAGGUCGAACAUGCGAUCCGCACCCAAACCUCCCGCUACUACGAGGGUUGGCUCGUCUGCGACGAAGCCCAGUGCGGCAACCGUACCCGCCAAAUGAGCGUCUACGGCAACCGCUGCCUCGGUCCCAAGGGCCUCGCUCGGGACUGCCUUGGGCGCAUGCGGUACGAAUACACGGAGAAGGCCAUCUACAACCAGCUCGUCUACUUUGCCAGCCUCUGGGACGUCGACAAGGCGCGCGCCAGGGCCGACGAUGCCAACAACGACCUGUCCAUGCAAGAUCGCGAAAACAUCCGCGCACUGGCCGAGCACAACCGCAAACGGUUUGGAACCGUCAAGAGCGUAGUGGACAAGUACUUGGACAAGUGCGGGCGACAGUGGGUGGCCAUGGACACGCUCUUCGCGAAGCUGGGCUUCAAUCAGUUGCUUGCGGCCGGUGCUUCAUGA